Messenger RNA from Hibiscus syriacus, 1443 nucleotides. RefSeq names its product ethylene-responsive transcription factor RAP2-12-like. NCBI's taxonomy places the organism in Eukaryota, Viridiplantae, Streptophyta, Magnoliopsida, Malvales, Malvaceae. Bases 84 to 1274 code for a protein of 396 amino acids. Gene Ontology annotation, biological process: regulation of DNA-templated transcription; ethylene-activated signaling pathway. The record is from RefSeq and is a predicted model, not a curated record. Gene Ontology annotation, molecular function: DNA binding; DNA-binding transcription factor activity. The transcript has 3 exons.
AGGAAUCGUUUACUCUUGUCUUGUUAGCAAUUCUCUGAAAAUCUUUUUUUCACCGAAGUUUGUUUAUCUGAUCAAACACCACCAUGUGUGGAGGUGCUAUCAUCUCCGAUUUCAUAGCGCCGCCGGCGCUGUCAUCGCGACGCUUGACGCUUGACUUCUUGUGGCCUGAUCUGAAAAAAUCCGGGAUUAAGAAGGGUUCCGGUAAAAGGCACUCAAAGACGGUGAUCAAUUUGGAUGAUGAUUUGGAGACUGACUUCCAGGAGUUUAAGGAUGAAGAAUCUGAUGUAGACGUCUGUGAUGUCGAUGGUGUCUUGGCUGAUGUCAAGCCAUUUGUUUUCUCUGCUUCAAAGAAAUCAUCUUCUGCUGCCUCUCAUGAUUUGAACUCCGGAAAAACCGCACAGUUCAACGGUCAAGCUGAGAAAUGCGCGAAAAGGAAGAGGAAGAACCAGUUUCGCGGGAUUCGGCAGCGUCCAUGGGGUAAAUGGGCUGCUGAAAUCAGAGAUCCAAGGAAAGGGGUUAGGGUCUGGUUAGGAACUUUCAAUACUGCCGAAGAAGCUGCUAGAGCUUAUGAUGCUGAGGCGCGAAGAAUUCGAGGUAAGAAAGCAAAGGUGAACUUCCCUGAGGAGACUCCUCGUGUCUCUAUGAAGCGCUCAGCUAAGACAAAUUCUCAGAAACCUGUCUCCAAGUCGAACGUGAGCCCUGUGCAGCCAAAUCUGAACAAGAAUUUCAAUUACCUGAACAAUCUCAAGCGGGAAUACUUUGAUACCACCAUGGGUUUCAUAGAAGAGAAGCCAUCGAUGAAUCAAUUUGCAUACAUGCACCCAGUUCCUACGUCUGUAGAUGCUGGAUUUAAACCGUUUAAUCCAUCUGAUAAUACCCCGGUGUAUUUCAAUUCCGACAAGGGAAGUAACUCCAUCGAUUGUUCUGAUUAUGGGUGGGGCGAACAGGGUUCUAAAACUCCCGAAAUAUCGUCCAUUCUCAAAGCUUCCAUAGAGGGUGAUGAGUUCUUGGAGGAUGCAAACUGUAAUAAGAAGCUGAACCCAAGUUCCGACAAUGUUAUUCCUACAGAAGACAAUUCGGGAAAGAGUUUAUCCGAUGAGCUAUUGUCUUUGGACAAUCAGAUGAAGUACUUCCAAAUGCCGCCGUUCCUCGACGGGAACUGGGAUGCCUCAAUGGAUGCAUUCCUCAAUGGAGUCGCAACACAGGACGGCGGAAACCCGAUGGAUCUCUGGAGCUUUAAUGACUUCCCUUCCAUGCUAGGGGCCGCUUACUGAGCAAACCCUAAACCCAACUUGCUAGUAACAUGAAUUUGGUCAUAAAUGUGGUGUGAAGCCGAAGUAAAAGCCUUGCCUGCAGUGCUUGCGGAGACUAUGUUCUAUCUUUUAAUGACUAUAAGUGGUUUAUGUGUGAAAUUUUAUAAUGAGAACAUAUGAAUGUUUUAAA